GUUGGAAUCGGACCCUAUAUAUCGCUCACUUGUAUUUAUUUUUGCUUAUCAACCAGGAGGAUAUUAGGGGUCCGCGUAUGGGCAAUAGUAAAGCUUCCAAUUCAGACCACUCAUGCCAUGGUGGUGGUUUCUUGCCUCUAGGCAUAGAUAUAGCGAACAACUUAUUACCCGAGUCUUCUACUGGCUCAAGUAGUUCUAUAAGUCAGAAUUCUUCUGGGAAUGGCAAGGAAGAAAAUGGCGGAGGAGGUGAUAUCAUAAGAAAACAUCAAAGUUUUAGACAUUUUGACACUGUUGAUAAUUUUCUAGACCACCACUACAUAGAUAUGGACUUCCAGGGUCAACAGCUGCCUAAGGCCUGGUCAAAGAAUGUUCAGCAUGAGUGGAAGGUUUUGGAUAGCCAUUUACCUGGUGAAAUAUAUGUCAGAGUAUGUGAAACAAGGAUGGAUCUGCUAAGGGCAAUCAUUGUUGGACCUCAAGGCACUCCUUAUCAUGAUGGUAUUUUUGUCUUUGAUGCCAUUUUCCCUCCCACAUACCCAGAUACCCCACCGAUGGUUCACUUUCAAACUGCUGGAUUGAGUAUGAAUCCUAACCUUUACGCCUGCGGUAAAGUCUGCCUCAGUCUUCUCAACACGUGGACUGGUGACAGUAGUGAGAACUGGCAGCCAAAUAAAUCAACCAUGCUGCAAGUAUUGGUCUCUAUACAGGGAUUAGUUUUGAAUGCAAACCCAUUCUUCAACGCAGUGGCGGAGCCAGACAUUUAGGGUUAAAGGGGCCGGUCCUUAACAAUUUUACAUUGCAGAGGGGUCGUGGCCCCCUCCAGCCCCUCCCUGUCUCCACCCCUGCUUCAACGAGCCUGGGUACGGAUUUACUACUUAUGUUGGUGACGUGGGGGAGAGGGAAUCCAAAGCUUACAAUGGACGUGUUUUCUUGAUGUCCUUGCAAAGAAUGAUAUGUGAAGUUAAACACCCGCCAACGCAUUUUGAAGAACUCAUAACAAUUCAUUUUAAGAUCCAUGCUCAUGAUAUCUUGUCAGCAUGUAAAGCCUAUAGUGAGGGAGUUCCGGUUGGUUCUUUUGUUAACGGGAGAAUUGUGGCCAAUAAUGUGCCAGAAAAUGGUGGCUCGUGUAACUUCAAGUCAGCUGUAACUAGAAUGACGAAUAUUCUUGUUUCUGUUUUUACAAGAUAUGGUGCCAAGGACUGUGAGCAGUUCGUACUUCCAGACUGAUUGAUGU
Molecule: messenger RNA, 1231 nt
Organism: Cuscuta epithymum
Lineage: Eukaryota; Viridiplantae; Streptophyta; Magnoliopsida; Solanales; Convolvulaceae
Source: the annotation of a GenBank genome assembly